Messenger RNA from Drosophila obscura, 3475 nucleotides. RefSeq names its product importin-4-like. The transcript has 2 exons. The record is from RefSeq and is a predicted model, not a curated record. Gene Ontology annotation, molecular function: nuclear import signal receptor activity. Lineage: Eukaryota; Metazoa; Arthropoda; Insecta; Diptera; Drosophilidae. Gene Ontology annotation, biological process: protein import into nucleus. The coding region runs from base 17 to 3364 and encodes 1115 amino acids. Gene Ontology annotation, cellular component: nucleus; cytoplasm.
UUCUAAGUCGAGAUAAAUGCCAUUUUGGUCAAUAAUGUCGCACAAAAAGGACAUGAUGAGGCUGCUGUUGGCCAACACGCUCUCCACGCACAUUGAAAUACAACGCAAAGCCUCCGAGGAGCUGGAGAAGGAGUUCUGCGAUGGUGCAAGCACUUUGGCCCUAUGCGAGCUCCUUAGCCUACAGCAGCCGGCAGAGCUGCGACUGUGCGCUGCAGAAAUAUUAUCCAAGCGGCUGUCGUCAUUUGAUCAGUGGAAAGGCCUGUCAGCGGUCAUGCAGGGCAAUGUGCAAACAAUGCUUUUCCAGGCGCUGCAGUCACUGAACCACUAUGACGACGCUGUGCUUCAGCAGUUGAUUGUGCAAAGUGUCUGCGUUCUGAUGGAUCACGAACGAACUGACAGCAAUGACGGCAAGGAGGCAAAAUGGGCCGAUGCAGUGUUUCAGUACGUGGAGGCAAUAUGUCUCUCCACCGCGACUGAGCUCCAGGAAUUGGGUGCCACUGUGCUGUGCCUGAUGGCCGAUGUGGCUCCUGGUGUGUUCAUUCAUCAAAUGGAUCGAGCUCAGCGAAUUAUCGUGAAUGGCCUGCGCUUGGCUGACGAAAGGAACCUGCUGGGCACUCCAAUAUCAGAUUGCCUGUGCAAGGCAUGGAACCGAGCCCUGCCCACAGGUCACUCGCAUUUGGCCGAUCGAACCGCCCUGUCGGCCUCGCUUCCCCUCGUUAUGAAAACUCUAAAAGAGCUUACUUCGCAGGACCCACCAGAUCGUGGCAAUUGCGUAUUCGACCUGCUGCACAAUCUAUUGGAGUUCACGCCCGAAGUGGUACAGAUGCAGUUGCCAUUCGUGCUGCAGGAUCUGAUACCCAUGACCGAGGACAUCAAUCUGGACAGAGCGAUCCGCGUACGGUCCAUUGAACUAUUGGGGUGCCUCAUUCUCCGCUGGCGACGCAACAUAAUCCGUAUGGGCUGGAUGAACAGGAUUCUAAUUGCACUGCACAGUCUGUUCGUUGAACGAGUACUAGAUGGGGACAGUGAGGAUUGUGCGGGUACACCAGAUGUACUCGCAGCUGGAAUUCACGUGCUGCUGAAGAUACUCCAGCAAUCAUCCACCGCCAGAGUGGCAGAACGUGCACUCCACCUCAUUGAGUCUGUAAUGUACGAGCAGGAGCAGCAGUCCGACACAAAGCGCAGUGGCACCCAAUACUUUCUGGCGGUGAUGGCCGACGGAUUCGUUCAUCAAAUAAAUCGACCAACCAUGGAUCGUUUCAUGGCCAUUGUUCAGAGCGGGCAAAUGGAUUUAAGUUCUACUGUACGCCAGGCAUCAUAUUAUGCGAUGGCCAAAAUGGUGGAACAUCUGCAGCCGGAGAUCACACUGCACGCCGACACAGUGUUCCCGAUUUUCUAUAACUUUCUUGACACGGACAAAAUAUCGGGAAAUCUGCGACUCUCGAAGAGGGAUUCCAUCAAAAAUUCCAACAUGUUCUACGCCCUGGAAAUCUUCGUCGAGAGCCUCAGACCCAAUGCUCUGAUUCUGCAUUUACCCGAUCUUAUGUAUCGACUUCUUCCUUACGUUCAGCCGGAACAGAAUUCGCUGUGGAUGCAGCACUUGGCGCUCCGCUGCAUCGCGACUCUGGCCCGGAAAGCGAAGUCUUCAUUUGAGCCGUACUUUGAUCCAGUGUGCGAUGUUGCUCUAGCAUUAAAUGAUGCAGGGGCUGAUGGGCAUAAUGAACUGGGAAUUUUACUCUGGACGCAAUCUUUGCAGAUCAUUGCCACAUUGGCUCUUGUGAGUCAAGAGAAGAUCGCUCCCCUGUGUCCCCGACUAAUGGACUACACCGUGGAACUAAUGCACGACAAGGACAAGGCAGACAUCAUAAUCUUUACGUACCCACUGCUGGCCGAACUGGCUGGCGUGGUACCCGAGAAGUUCAAAGAGCCCUUUCCUGUGAUAAUCGAGAAUCUCUUCCAGACUAUUGAUCGUCUGAAUGCCGAAGGCAGUACCCACAGCUGCAUCAGCACUUUCGCGGACAGCGGGGAUACCGAUGAGCGCGAGGAAGCUCUCCGCUGCAUCCAGAGCUUUGCCGAGCACUUGCCGGACCUACUUUUUCCAUACAGGUCGAGGGCCCUGCACUGUGCUCUCAAUUGCGUUGUACAGAAAAGGGAACUCGUGCAACGAGCUGCCUUCGAAGCGCUUUCCAAGCUUCUGCAACUGCAGUGCAGGGCCAAGAAGCUGUGCCAGAAAGUGUUCCCGCACCUCAUGGAAUUCGUGGAGACUACCAGUGACGCCGGAAACGCCAGUGCGGUACUGGCCUGCGUCCAGCUACUGCUGAAGGAUCCAAAGACCCAUUGCCGAGUGCUGAAGAACUAUGCGAGCGGGCUGCUCUUGCUUGUGGAGAAGAUCCUGCAACGUCGGCUCCGAUGCCAGGCUGUCAAGGAUGACACGACGCAGCCAACGCAGCCAAUAGAAUGCUGCAGUGAAAUUGUUUACCAGGAGAGCCAGUUGAUGGAACUGGUGGGCGACGUGCUGCCCAUCCUUGGCCACACGGUGGGACAGAAGGAGUUUGGCGGUUACUUCCGACGGCUGGUCAUACACUGCGAGCGCAGCUGCAUGAGGCAGUUCGAGGAUGGAAAUAUCACCGGCCAUCAAUCCCUCGUCGUUUAUGUUCUCUCCCGCUGCAUCGAUCAGCUGGCCAACAAUGGCAGGCCAUACUACAAUAUCCUAUGCAACGGCAUCAUCAAAGGUCUGCUCGAUGAAAAGUGGAUGGUGCGCGAACGCAGCAUGUUCUCCCUAAAAGUGAUGAUCCUCUGCUCCCAGGAUGAGGUGAAACAUAUCAUAAGGGCCGUCUCGGACACUGUGAUCACGGCUCUCCAGCCGGACACGAUUCUCUCGGUGGCCGAGCAGGAGCAUGUCUGCGGCUUGGUCUGCUUCAUGGUCAUCAUCGAUCACCAUCAUUGCCCCAUUGAGCAGUUUGUCGAGGCAAUCAUCCGCCACAUUCCCUUUGUCGAAGUCCCAACUGAGUACGUGAUUGUGGCUCGCUGCCUUAUGGUGCUCUUUGAGCACUACUAUGCCUACACCCGGCAACAUUUGUCCAAGGUCCUCCAUUUAAUCACUUCCCUUCUGGAUACAAGGGAGAUAAUGGAUCAAUGGUACCACAAGUGGUACAAGUUGCUACUUUUGAUCCGCAAAAAACAGUCCGAAUUUCUUUUCGACGACCCGAAGCAAACCGAGAUCUUAAGCAACCGAAAAGAGCAGACCGAACUUCUUAUCGACAGCAAGGAUGAGCCCGAGAUCCUUUGGGACGAUAAGAAACAGAGUGAAACUGUUCUCUUGAGCGCCGCCGACAAGGAGCACUAUAAGAAUCAGAACGCAUAAAUUCCUGUGCCUAGUCGAAUACUUACCUUUUUGCCAAAUUCCUAAUUUUUCAAUAUCUUAAGUAUAUGUAAAAUAUGUAAAUGUAAAAAUUUACGAAAAUUUUAAAAAUGU